CAUUUCCAGGAAAAAAAAAACAUUGACAUAUUUUACAGUGGUAUCCCCUAGGAGGUUCAGUGGAUUAAGGGUAAAAUAAGUUCCUUUGCAUACCACUAAACAGCUGGCACUCUCCCACAGAGAGAAGAAUAUUUUCAACAUGGAAAAUAUAUGAUACAACAUGUGCUUAGUAUUGGGAAAAUAUCUACUUUCAAAUACAUAUAUUAAUGUUUGUAUUUCAGUGUUUUUCCUCUAAAAAUAAUGUUACUGGUACAAUGAAAAAUAACAGGGAAAAGGAAUCACAAUAAAAAUGAAAGGGGAGAUGACUCUGCGGGGUGGGCCCACAGGCUGCAGGGUGGACAGCGGAUGCAGGGACGCGGUUUGAGCUCCCACUCCCCCGUGGCGUCGUUGCCGCCAUGACGGGGCUAGUGCUGCUCUACUCCGGGGUCUUCGUGGCCUUCAGGUCCUGCCUGCUCAUCAUGGGAAUCUGCUACACCAGUUUUGACUUGGGCUCCCGCUUUGAUGUGGCAUGGUUCCUGACAGAGACUUCCCCCAUCAUGUGGUCAAACCUGGGCAUUGGCCUAGCUAUCUCCCUGUCUGUGGUUGGGGCAGCAUGGGGCAUCUAUGUCACUGGCUCUUCCAUCGCUGGGGAAGGGGUGAAGGCCCCCAGGAUUAAGACCAAGAACCUGAUCAGCAUCAUCUUCUGUGAGGCUGUGGCCAUCUACGGCAUCAUGGCGAUUGUCAUUAGCAACAUGGCUGAGCCUUGCAGUGCUACUGACCCCAAGGCCAUUGGCCAUCAAAACUACCAUGCAGGCUACUCCAUGUUUGGGGCUGGCCUCACAGUGGGCCUGUCUGACCUCUUCUGUGGAGUCUGUGUGGGCAUCGUGGGCAGUGGAGCCACCUUGGCUGAUGUGCAGAACCCCAGCCUCUUUGUAAAGAUUCUCAUUGUGGAGAUCUUUGGCAGCGCCAUUGGCCUCUUUGGGGUCAUCAUUGCAAUCCUUCAGACCUCCAGAGUGAAGAUGGGUGAUUAGAUGAUCUGUGUGUGGGUGGAGCCACCCCCCCACUCUUAUUUAUUUGUGGUUUUCCCAGGACAGCUGGAGCUGUGCCCCUUAGGCUUUCAGGGGAUUUGGUGUUCAGGGCCCUCCCCGCAUUCACUUCUGCUGCCUGUGGACUUGGAGGCACUGCCUGGCUGGACCCUCAGUGUGGCGAGUGGGCUGCUGAUGACUGUGCAGCUUUGCACCCGUGUCCCACCUCUACCUCCAGCCCAUCUUCCCAGUGUUUGUGAAAUAAACGUGGUAUUUGUCUGGGUCGAAAAAAGUGAAAGGGAAAUGUGUUACAAUUCAGAAGCUUUAAUUUUCAACAAAUCAUUAGCCUAAUAUAUCUUCCUCUUGUUGGAAUUUUUAUUCUUACUGUUGCUCAUACUGUCCUCUUUCUGCUCAGUGGUUUUUUGGUUCAUUUUUAAUUUGUUGUGGCCUCAUCUAUCUCUACACAGCCAGACCUGAGAACUGAUUCCAGGGAGCCUCGAUGCUGAGUCACAGUGGAACACACGUUUGCAGUUAGCUCUUGCACACUUGCCCUUGGGUGUCAGGCCCUUGUGAACCACAAGGCCAUAUUCCUGGGACCAGAGGUUUGCCCACACUAUGCAAUUGACGAGGAGGUUUGAACGGUGGUUACAGUCCCUGCUGUCCUUGUGGAUCCAGCAGUCAAGAAAUCCAGGUGUCUCCCAUACCGUGGAGCAGUAUCCAGGCCUGGUCUGUGGUUCUUGUUGACUAGUGGGCUCCAGAGUCAUUUAACGUGACUCUAAUAGUCUUUUAUAGCUUUCUUUAUCUCUGGUAUAAUAAGAUAUUCUAGGUUCCUUUGUACAUUUCUUCUUUUUUUUUUGCAAUUGAAGUUAUUCUUUUUUUAAUUUAAUUUUUAUUUUAUAUUGGAGUAUAGUUGAUUUACAAUGUUGUGUUAGUUUCAGGUGUACAGAAAAGUGAUUCAGUUAUACAUAUACAUAUUUCCAUUCUUUUUCAGAUUCUUUUCCCAUAUAGGUUAUUACAGAAUACUGAGUAAAGUUCCCUGUGCUAUACAGCAGGUCCUUGUUGAUUUAUCUAUUUUAUUUAUAGUAGAGUGUAUAUGUUAAUCCCAAACUCCUAAUUUAUCCCUCUCCCCUCCCACCUUUCCCCUUUGGUAACCAUAAGUUUGUUUUUGAAGUCUGUAGGUCUGUUUUUGUUUUGUAAAUAAGUUCCUUUGUAUCAUUUGUUUAGAUUCCACAUAUAAGUGAUAUCAUAUGAUAUUUGUCUUUCUCUGUCUGACCGACUUCACUUAGUAUGAUAAUCUCUAGGUUGCUGCAAAUGGCAUUAUUUCUUUUUUAUGGCUGAGUAAUACUCCAGUGUGUGUGUGUGUGUGUGUGUGUGUGUGUGUAUCACAUCUUGUUUAUCCAUUCCUGUGGCUAUUGUUAAUAGUGCUGCAGUGAAACAUUGGGGUGCAUGUAUCUUUUGUAAUUAUGGUUUACUCCAGAUAUGUGCCCAGGAAAGGGAUUGCUGGAUCAUAUGCUAGUUCUAUUUUUAGUCUUUUAAGGAACCCCUAUGCUGUUCUCCAUAGUGGUUGUACCAACUUACAUUCCCACCAACAGUGUAGGAGGGUUCCCUUUUCUCUACACCCUCUCCAGCAUUUAUUGCUUGUAGACUUUUUGAUGAUGGCCAUUCUGAACGGUGUGACGUGAUACCUCACUGUAGUUUUGAUUUGCAUUUCUCUAAUAAUUAGGGAUGUUGAGCAUCUUGCCGUGAUUUUGGCCAUCUGUAUGUCUUCUUUGGAGAAAUGUCUAUUUAGAUCUUCUGUCCAUUUUUUUGAUUGGGUUUUUUUUUGAUAUUGAGCUGUUUGUAUAUUUUGGAGAUUAAUCCCUUGUUGGUUGCAUUGUUUGCAAAUGUUCUCUCCCAUUCUGAGGAUUGUCUUUUCAUUUUAUUUAUAGUUUCCUUUGCUGUGCAGAAGCUUUUAAGUUUAAUUAGGUCCCAUUUGUUCAUUUUUGUUUUUAUUUUCAUUAUUCUAGGAAGUGGAUCCAAAAAGAUAUUGCUGCAAUUUAUGUCAAAGAGUGCCCUUGUUUUCCUCUAAGAGCUUUAAAUAGUAUUCCGUCUUACAUUUAAGUCUUUAAUCCAUUUUGAGUUUAUUUUUGUGUGUGGUGUUAGAGAAUGUUCUAAUUUCAUUCUUUUACAUGUAGCUCUUCAGUUUUCCCAGCACCACUUAUUGAAGUGAUUGUCUUUUCUCCGUUGUAUAUUCUUGCCUCCUUUGUCAUAGAUUGACCGUAGGUACAUGAGUUUAUUUCUGGGCUUUCUGUCCUAUCCCAUUGAACUAUAUUUCUCUUUUUGUGACAGUACCAUACUGUUUUUAUUACUGUAGCUUUGUAGUAUAGUCUGAAGCCAGGGAACCUGAUACCUCCAGUUCUGUUUUUCUUUCUUAGGAUUGCUUUGGCUAUUCAGGGUCUUUUGUGAUUCCAUACAAAUUAAAAAUUUUUUGUUCUAGUGAAAAAUGCCAUUGGUAUUUGAUAAGGAUUGUAUUGAAUCUAGAUUACCUUGGGUAGUAUAGUCAUUUUGACAGUAUUGAUUCUUCCAAUCCAAGAACAUGGUAUAUCUUUCCAUCUGUUUGUGUCAUCUUCAGUUGCUUUUAUCAGCAUCUCAUUGUUUUCGAGUACAGGUUUUUUGCCUCCUUAGGUAGUUUUAUUCCUAAGUAUUUUAUUCUUUGUGAUGGUAAAUGGGAUUGUUUCCUUAAUUUCUUUUUCUUAUCUUUCAUUGUUAGUGUAGAGAAAUGCAAGAGGGACUUCCCUGGUGGUCCAGCAGUUAAGACUGUGCUCCCAAUGCAGGGGGCCUGGGUUCCAUCCCUGGUCAGGGAACUAGAUCCUGCAUGCUGCAACUAAAAGAGCCCACAUGCCGCAACUAAAAGAGCCCACACGCUGCAAUGAAGAUCCCGUGUCCUACAACUAAGACCUGGUGCAGCCAAAUAAAUAAAUGUUAAAAAAAAAAAAAAAGAAAUGCAAGAGAUUUCUGUGUAUUAAUUUUGUAUCCUGCAACUUUACCAAAUUCAUUGAUGAGCUCUAGUAGUUUUCUGGUAGCAUCUUUAGGAUUUUCUGUGUAUCGUAUCUUGUCAUCUGCAAACAGUGACAGUUUUACUAAUUCUUUUCCAAUUUGUAUUCCUUUUCUUUCUUUUUCUUCUCCGAUUGCCAUGGCUAGGACUUCCAGAACUAUGUUGAAUAAGAGUGGCAAGAAUGGACAUCCUGGUCUUGCUCCUGAUUUAGAGGAAAUGCUUUCAACUUUUCACCAUUGGGAGUAUGAUGUUAGCUGUGGGCUUGUCAUAUAUGACCUUUAUUAUGUUGAGGUAGGUUCCCUCUAUGCCCACUUUCUGGAGAGUUUUUAUAAAUUGGUGUUGAAUUUUAUCAAAAGCUUGUUCUGCAUCUAUUGAGAUGAUCAUAUGUUUUUUAUUCUUCAAUUUGUUAAUGUGUGAAAGACGUCACGUUUAGUCACCUUGGAGCCCACUGCCUGGUCCCAUUAUUUUGCCCCAUCCCUAUUCCCGAGCACCCUUUGAUCUCUCAUUUCUGGAAACAGUAAGCCCGUUCAUCUAUUGUAGAGUAACCCGUGACUCAAUAUUACCAUAGUGUGAUGUCAUUUUGUGCUAUUUUGAACAAUUAAAAGACUUUUUUUGAAAAAAAAAAAACAAAUUUGUAUCACACUGAAUGAUAUGCAGAUAUUAAAAAGCCUUUGCAUCCCUGGGAUAAAUCCCACUUGAUCAUGCUGUAUGAUCCUUUUAAUGUGUUGUUGGAUUCUGUUUGCUAGUAUUUUGUUGAGGAUUUUUGUAUCUAUGUUCAUUGGCAUAUAAUUUUCUUUUUUGGUGGUAUCUUUGUCUCAUUUUGUAAUCAGGGUGAUGGUGGCCUCAUAGAAUGAGUUUGGGAGUGUUCCUUCCUCUGCAGUUUUUUAGAAUAGUUUCAGAAGGAUAGGUGUUAACUCUUCUCUAAAUGUUUGAUAGAAUUCGUCUGUGAAGCCAUCUGGUCUUGGACUUUUGUUUGUUGUAGGUUUUUAAAUCAGUUUCAAUUUCAGUACUUGUGAUUAGUCUAUUCAUAUUUUCUAUUUCUUCCUGGUUCAGGUUUGGAAGGUUAUACAUUUCUAAGAAUUUGUCUAUUUCCUCUAGGUUGUCCAUUUCACUGGCAUAUUGUUGCUUGUAGUAAGUAGUUUCUUAUGAUCCUUUGUAUAUCUGUGGUGUCAAUUGUAUCUUCUUUAUUUUUAAUUUUAUUGAUUUCAGAUCUCUCCC
Physeter macrocephalus (sperm whale) is the source of this 5256-nucleotide messenger RNA. RefSeq names its product V-type proton ATPase 21 kDa proteolipid subunit c''-like. NCBI's taxonomy places the organism in Eukaryota, Metazoa, Chordata, Mammalia, Artiodactyla, Physeteridae. The transcript has a single exon. The coding region runs from base 396 to 1010 and encodes 204 amino acids. Gene Ontology annotation, molecular function: proton-transporting ATPase activity, rotational mechanism. Gene Ontology annotation, biological process: proton transmembrane transport. The record is from RefSeq and is a predicted model, not a curated record. Gene Ontology annotation, cellular component: proton-transporting V-type ATPase, V0 domain; membrane.